UGAAAAUUAAAAUUUGGCCAACAGAUCUAAUUGAUCAGACGCCCGGUUUCUUUGCGGAUCAUGCGUUUGUUUUUCGUCGCGGUUUUGGCUGCUUUUUUGGCCCUCACAGCGGCUCAGUCCCAAUCUCAAACGGUAACGGCGGUGGCCACCCCGGAUAUAAAACAACAGCCAUGUUGUGAAAGUGUUAGACAAACUCUAAUUGAAAUACGAAAGGAUAUACGCCUGUGGCUGCUGGACAGGCUUUUCGGAAAGUUAAUUCUUUUGCACGACGGAGAAUUGCUUGGAAACUCGAAUUAUGUAAAUUGUGCCAACGGGAAAAAGCUACUUGAACUCUCCGAUGAGAGUUUAAAGACUGCAGACCCAAGUGAAAGUAGUGACUCAAUUUCCACGAAUCAAUCAGCAUCUACCACAACUUCAAACGAUGAAGCCGAUCCCUCAAGCUCCUCCGACACCAUAUUUGAUGAUGGCUUGACGAGCCAAUCCUCAACAACAACCACAACCACAACGUCCUCGGAGGGUAGUCAAUCUACGGACUCUGCUUCUGGCACUCAGGGAAGCUCCUCGAAUGCUGAUGGAAGCUCCACACAGUCUUCGUCCUCAACGACAACGACAACAUCUUCGAAUGAGAGCCAGUCCAGCACAUCUUCUGACCCAAUUGUGGAAGUCACUCAGGGAAGUACCUCAAAUGGAGAUGGAAACUCUAGCCAAUCCACGGCCACAACGACAACAACCUCAAAUGAAGGUCAAUCCACCGACUCGUCUGCUCCUGUUGUAGAAGUCACUCAAGGAAAUUCCUCGAUUGCUGAUGGAAGUUCCACUCAGUCUUCGUCUACAACAACCACGACGACUUCUUCGGAUGAAAGCCAGUCCAGCACUUCGUCUGACCCUAUUGUGGAAGUCACUCAGGGAAGUUCCUCGAAUGGAGAUGGAAACUCUAGCCAAUCUACGACCACAACCACAACGACAACAACCUCGAAUGAAGGUCAGUCCACCGACUCGGCUGCUCCUGUUGUAGAAGUCACUCAGGGAAGCUCAUCGAAUGCUGAUGGAAGCUCCACUCAGUCUUCGUCUACAACAACAACGACAACGUCUUUGGAUGAAAGCCAGUCCAGCACUUCGUCUGACCCUAUUGUGGAAGUCACUCAGGGAAGUUACUCGAAUGGGGAUGGAAACUCUAGCCAAUCCACGACAACAACCACAACGACUACGACCACGAAUGAAGGUCAAUCCACCGACUCGUCUGCUCCUGUUGUAGAAGUCAAUCAGGGAAGCUACUCGAAUGCUGAUGGAAGCUCCACUCAGUCGUCGUCUACAACAACAACGACAACGUCUUCGGAUGAAAGCCAGUCCAGCACUUCGUCUGACCCUAUUGUGGAAGUCACUCAGGGAAGUUCCUCGAAUGGAGAUGGAAACUCUAGCCAAUCUACGACCACAACCACAACGACAACAACCUCGAAUGAAGGUCAGUCCACAGACUCGUCUGCUCCUGUUGUAGAAGUCACUCAAGGAAGCUCCUCGAAUACUGAUGGAAGUUCCACUCAGUCUUCGUCCACAACAACAACGACAACGUCUUCGGAUGAGAGCCAGUCCACCACACCUUCUGACCCUAUUGUGGAAGUCUCUCAGGGAAGUUCCUCGAAUGGGGAUGGAAACUCUAGCCAAUCCACGACCACAACGACAACGACCACGAAUGAAGGUCAGUCCACCGACUCGUCUGCUCCUGUUGUAGAAGUAACUAAAGGAAGCUCAUCAAAUGCUGAUGAAAGCUCCACUCAGUCUUCGUCCACAACAACAACGACAACGUCUUCGGAUGAAAGCCAGUCCAGCACAUCGUCUGACCCUAUUGUGGAAGUCACUCAGGAAAGUUCCUCGAAUGGAGAUGGAAACUCGAGCCAAUCUACGACCACAACCACAACGACAACAACCUCGAAUGAAGGUCAGUCCACAGACUCGUCUGCUCCUGUUGUAGAAGUCACUCAAGGAAGCUCCUUGAAUGAUGAUGGAAGCUCCAAUCAGUCUUCGUCUACAACAACCACGACAACGUCUACGGAUGAAAGCCAGUCCAGCACUUCGUCUGACCCUAUUGUGGAAGUCACUCAGGGAAGUUCCUCGAAUGGAGAUGGAAACUCUAGCCAAUCUACGACCACAACGACAACAACCUCGAAUGAAGGUCAGUCCACAGACUCGUCUGCUCCUGUUGUAGAAGUCACUCAAGGAAGCUCCUCGAAUACUGAUGGAAGUUCCACUCAGACUUCGUCCACCACAACAACGACAACGUCUACGGAUGAAAGCCAGUCCAGCACUUCGUCUGAACCUAUUGUGGAAGUCACUCAGGGAAGUUCCUCGAAUGGAAAUGGAAACUCUAGCCAAUCUACGACCACAACCACAACGACAACAACCUCGAAUGAAGGUCAGUCCACAGACUCGUCUGCUCCUGUUGUAGAAGUCACUCAAGGAAGCUCCUUGAAUGCUGAUGGAAGUUCCACUCAGUCUUCGUCUACAACAACCACGACGACUUCUUCGGGUGAAAGCCAGUCCAGCACUUCUUCUGACCCCAUUGUGGAAGUCACUCAGGGAAGUUCCUCGAAUGGAGAUGGAAACUCUAGCCAAUCUACGACCACAACCACAACGACAACAACCUCGAAUGAAGGUCAGUCCACAGACUCGUCUGCUCCUGUUGUAGAAGUCACUCAAGGAAGCUCCUCGAAUACUGAUGGAAGUUCCACUCAGUCUUCGUCUACAACAACCACGACGACUUCUUCGGGUGAAAGCCAGACCAGCACUUCGUCUGACCCUAUUGUGGAAGUCACUCAGGGAAGUUCCUCGAACGGAAAUGGAAACUCUAGCCAAUCUACGACCACAACCACAACGACAACAACCUCGAAUGAAGGUCAGUCCACAGACUCGUCUGCUCCUGUUGUCGAAGUCACUCAAGGAAGCUCCUCGAAUACUGAUGGAAGUUCCACUCAGUCUUCGUCUACAACAACAACGACAACGUCUACAAAUGAAAGCCAGUCCAGCACUUCGUCUGACCCUAUUGUGGAAGUCACUCAGGGAAGUUCCUCGAAUGGAGAUGGAAACUCGAAUGAAGGGCAGUCCACAGACUCGUCUGCUUCUGUUGUAGAAGUCACUCAAGGAAGCUCCUCGAAUGCUGAUGGAAGCUCCACUCAGUCUUCGUCUACAACAACCACGACGACUUCUUCGGGUGAAAGCCAGUCCAGCACUUCUUCUGACCCUAUUGUGGAAGUCACUCAGGGAAGUUCCUCGAAUGGAGAUGGAAACUCUAGCCAAUCUACGACCACAACCACAACGACAACAACCUCGAAUGAAGGUCAGUCCACAGACUCGUCUGCUCCUGUUGUAGAAGUCACUCAAGGAAGCUCCUCGAAUACUGAUGAAAGUUCCACUCAGUCUUCGUCCACAACAACAACGGCAACGUCUACGGAUGAAAGCCAGUCCAGCACUUCGUCUGACCCUAUUGUGGAAGUCACUCAGGGAAGUUCCUCGAAUGGAAAUGGAAACUCUAGCCAAUCUACGACCACAACCACAACGACAACAACUUCGAAUGAUGGUCAGUCCACAGACUCGUCUGCUCCUGUUGUAGAAAUCACUCAAGGAAGCUCCUCGAAUGCUGAUGGAAGUUCCACUCAGUCUUCGUCUACAACAACCACGACGACUUCUUCGGGUGAAAGCCAGUCCAGCACUUCUUCUGACCCUAUUGUGGAAGUCACUCAGGGAAGUUCCUCGAAUGGAGAUGGAAACUCUAGCCAAUCUACGACCACAACCACAACGACAACAACCUCGAAUGAAGGUCAGUCCACAGACUCGUCUGCUCCUGUUGUAGAAAUCACUCAAGGAAGCUCCUCGAAUGCUGAUGGAAGUUCCACUCAGUCUUCGUCUACAACAACCACGACGAUUUCUUCGGGUGAAAGCCAGACCAGCACUUCUUCUGACCCUAUUGUGGAAGUAACUCAGGGAAGUUCCUCGAAUGGAGAUGGAAACUCUAGCCAAUCUACGACCACAACGACAACGACCACGAAUGAAGGUCAAUCCACCGAUUCGUCUGCUACUGUUGUAGGAGUCACUCAAGGAAGCUCCUCGAAUACUGAUGGAAGUUCCACUCAGUCUUCGUCCACAACAACAACGACAACAUCUUCGGAUGAGAGCCAGUCCAGCACAUCUUCUGACCCUAUUGUGGAAGUCACUCAGGGAAGUUCCUCGAAUGGAGACGGAAACUCGAGCCAAUCUACGACCACAACCACAACGACAACAACCUCGAAUGAAGGUCAGUCCACAGACUCGUCUGCUCCUGUUGUAGAAGUCACUCAAGGAAGCUCCUCGAAUACUGAUGGAAGUUCCACUCAGUCUUCGUCUACAACAACCACGACGACUUCCUCGGGUGAAAGCCAGCCCAGCACUUCUUCUGACCCUAUUGUGGAAGUCACUCAGGGAAGUUCCUCGAACGGAAAUGGAAACUCUAGCCAAUCUACGACCACAACCACAACGACAACAACCUCGAAUGAAGGUCAGUCCACAGACUCGUCUGCUCCUGUUGUAGAAGUCACUCAAGGAAGCUCCUCGAAUACUGAUGGAAGUUCCACUCAGUCUUCGUCUACAACAACCACGACGACUUCUUCGGGUGAAAGCCAGCCCAGCACUUCUUCUGACCCUAUUGUGGAAGUCACUCAGGGAAGUUCCUCGAACGGAAAUGGAAACUCUAGCCAAUCUACGACCACAACCACAACGACAACAACCUCGAAUGAUGGUCAGUCCACAGACUCGUCUGCUCCUGUUGUAGAAGUCACUCAAGGAAGCUCCUCGAAUGCUGAUGGAAGUUCCAAUCAGUCUUCGUCCACAACAACAACGACAACAUCUUCGGAUGAGAGCCAGUCCAGCACAUCUUCUGACCCAAUUGUGGAAGUCACUCAGGGAAGUUCCUCGAAUGGAGACGGAAACUCGAGCCAAUCUACGACCACAACCACAACGACAACAACCUCGAAUGAAGGUCAGUCCACAGACUCGUCUGCUCCUGUUGUAGAAGUCACUCAAGGAAGCUCCUUGAAUGAUGUUGGAAGCUCCACUCUGUCUUCGUCUACAACAACCACGACAACGUCUACGGAUGAAAGCCAGUCCAGCACUCCGUCUGACCCUAUUGUGGAAGUCACUCAGGGAAGUUCCUCGAAUGGAGAUGGAAACUCUAGCCAAUCUACGACCACAACGACAACAACCUCGAAUGAAGGUCAGUCCACAGACUCGUCUGCUCCUGUUGUAGAAGUCAUUCAAGGAAGCUCCUCGAAUACUGAUGGAAGUUCCACUCAGUCUUCGUCUACAACAACCACGACGACUUCUUCGGGUGAAAGCCAGUCCAGCAAUUCGUCUGACCCUAUUGUGGAAGUCACUCAGGGAAGUUCCUCGAAUGGAAAUGGAAACUCUAGCCAAUCUACGACCACAACCACAACGACAACAACCUCGAAUGAAGGUCAGUCCACAGACUCGUCUGCUCCUGUUGUAGAAGUCACUCAAGGAAGCUCCUCGAAUACUGAUGAAAGUUCCACUCAGUCUUCGUCCACAACAACAACGACAACGUCUACGGAUGAAAGCCAGUCCAGCACUUCGUCUGACCCCAUUGUGGAAGUCACUCAGGGAAGUUCCUCGAAUGGAAAUGGAAACUCUAGCCAAUCUACGACCACAACCACAACGACAACAACCUCGAAUGAUGGUCAGUCCACAGAAUCGUCUGCUCCUGUUGUAGAAGUCACUCAAGGAAGCUCCUCGAAUGCUGAUGGAAGUUCCACUCAGUCUUCGUCUACAACAACCACGACGGCUUCUUCGGGUGGAAGCCAGCCCAGCACUUCUUCUGACCCUAUUGUGGAAGUCACUCAGGGAAGUUCCUCGAAUGGAGAUGGAAACUUUAGCCAAUCUACGACCACAACCACAACGACAACGACCACGAAUGAAGGUCAAUCCACCGAUUCGUCUGCUCCUGUUGUAGAAGUCACUCAAGGAAGCUCCUUGAAUGAUGAUGGAAGCUCCACUCAGUCUUCGUCUACAGCAACCACGACAACGUCUACGGAUGAAAGCCAGUCCAGCACUUCUUCUGACCCUAUUGUGGAAGUCACUCAGGGAAGUUCCUCGUAUGGAGAUGGAAACUCUAGCCAAUCUACGACCACAACCACAACGACAACAACCUCGAAUGAAGGUCAGUCCACAGACUCGUCUGCUCCUGUUGUGGAAGUCACUCAAGGAAGCUCCUCGAAUGCUGAUGGAAGUUCCACUCAGUCUUCGUCUACAACAACCACGACGACUUCUUCGGGUGAAAGCCAGUCCAGCACUUCUUCUGACCCUAUUGUGGAAGUCACUCAGGGAAGUUCCUCGAAUGGAGAUGGAAACUCUAGCCAAUCUACGACCACAACCACAACGACAACGACCACGAAUGAAGGUCAAUCCACCGAUUCGUCUGCUCCUGUUGUAGAAGUCACUCAAGGAAGCUCCUUGAAUGAUGAUGGAAGCUCCACUCAGUCUUCGUCUACAACAACCACGACAACGUCUACGGAUGAAAGCCAGUCCAGCACUUCGUCUGACCCUAUUGUGGAAGUCACUCAGGGAAGUUCCUCGAAUGGAGAUGGAAACUUUAGCCAAUCUACGACCACAACGACAACAACCUCGAAUGAAGGUCAGUCCACAGACUCGUCUGCUCCUGUUGUAGAAGUCACUCAAGGAAGCUCCUCGAAUACUGAUGGAAGUUCCACUCAGUCUUCGUCUACAACAACCAUGACGUCUUCUUCGGGUGAAAGCCAGUCCAGCACUUCGUCUGACCCUAUUGUGGAAGUCACUCAGGGAAGUUCCUCGAAUGGAGAUGGAAACUCUAGCCAAUCUACGACCACAACCACAACGACAACAACCUCGAAUGAAGGUCAGUCCACAGACUCGUCUGCUCCUGUUGUAGAAGUCACUCAAGGAAGCUCCUCGAAUGCUGAUGGAAGUUCCACUCAGUCUUCUUCCGCUGAUGGAGUUUCAACCCAAUCUUCUUCGACUACCACGACAACCACAUCCACCAGCAGUAAUGACCCAUCCCUUCCGGUAGAUUCCAUUAUUGUAGGUAAGGGCAGAAAAUCAGGCUCAAAAUGGACAAAAACCACAAAGACUUAUUCUUCAAAGACCUCAAAGGUUCCAAAGUCAAAUGGAAAAACGAACUCGAGCUCUAGCGAAACUACAACAACUGUAUCGUCAAGCUCCUCUGCAACACCUAAGAUCAAACACUCCUGGUCGAGUUCAUCAAGGAAAAUAUACAAUGGUGGCAAGUCUGGGAAAUAUUGGACCAAGCGGUGGGCAAACCGCAAAAAUAAAAAUGAGAGUUCGUCUAUUGACUCAAUAGCCGAUGCUGCUUUUGGUGUUUCGAACGAUGAUGGACAAUCGAACCAGUCAUCCACAACUACUACAGUAACCUCAACUGGCGAAAGCGAUCAGUCCAGCUCUUCAUCUCUGCCUAAAGUAGAUAAUGGUGGCAAAUCAAGCUCAUCCACGACUAAAACUACAAAAACAUAUUCGUCAAAAACCUCCAAGGUUCCCAAGUCUUAUGGAAAAUCAAGCACCUCCUCUACCGAAACUACAACAACAACAACUUCAAAUUCCUCUUCAUCACCUAAGAGCAAGCACUCCUGGUCUCGUUCAUCGAAAAAAAAUUCGAAUGGUAGGAAAUCAAGGAAGACUUCGUCGAGCACGACAACCACGACUUCUUCAGACAUGAGUCAAUCUAGCACAUCUAGCGACCCUCUGGUCGAAAUCAGUCAGGGUAGCUCUUUGAACGAUAAUGGAAGCUCAAACCAGGCCACCACAACUACAACUACCUCUGAAAGUCAAUUUGCUGAACCAUCUCCUCUUAUCAAAAUAACUAAAGGAAGUUCACUUACAAAGGGUGGAAAAUCUAGCCGCUCUUCAACCACAACAACAACAACCACCACCAACGGUAGUGAACAGUUAAGUACGUCAUCUUUACCAGAUGUUAACGCCAGCAUAGUUGUUAAUGGCGGAAAGUCAAACUCAACAACCACAACCAAAGGAUCCAAAUCUUCAAGUACCUCAUCGCUACCUUUAGUUGAUGCGAGCAUAUCAGCAAAUGGCGGAAAGUCAAGCACAACUUCGUCAACAACGACUACAACAACAUCCACCACAGGAAAUAAGUUGUCGGAUAACAUGUCUCUCCCGGUAGUUGAUGCCAGCACAUCUUUUAAUGGCGAAAAGUCAGGUUCAAAAUCUUCAACAACGACUACCACAACCACCACCAAAGGAAGCAAAUCGUCAAAUACCUCAUCGGGACCUCAAGUUGAUGCCACCGUUUCGCUUUAUGGUGGAAAGACUAGCACAACCUUGUCAACAACGACUACAACAACAUCAUCCACAGAAAAUAAAUUGCCAGAUAGCUUGUCUCUUCCGGUAGUUGACGCCAGCUUUUCGCUGAAUAGCGGCAAGUCAGGCUCAAAAUCUUCAACAACGACUACAUCAACCACCACCAAUGGAAGCAAUUCAUCAGGUACCUCAUCGGGACCUCAAGUUGAUGCCACCAUUUCGCUUAAUGGUGGAAAAACUAGCACAACUUCGUCAACAACGACUACAACAACAUCGUCCACUGGAAGUAAAUUUUCAGAUAGCUUGUCUCUUCCGGUAGUUGACGCCAGCUUUUCGCUGAAUGGCGGCAAGUCGGGCUCAAAAUCUUCAACAACGACUACAACAACCACCACCAAAGGAAGCAAUUCAUCAGGUACCUCAUCGGGACCUCUAGUUGAUGCCACCGUUUCGCUUAAUGGUGGAAAGUCUGGCACAACUUCGUCCACAACGACUACAACAACAUCUACCACAGGAAAUAAAUUGUCAGAUAGCUUGUCUCUUCCGGUACUUGACUCCAGCUUUUCGCUGAAUGGCGGCAUGUCAGGCUCAAAAUCUUCAACAACGACUACAACAACCACCACCAAGGGAAGCAAUUCAUCAGGUAACUCCUCGUUACCUCCCGUGGAUGCCAACACUUCACUUAAUGGCGGAAAGUCAAGCUCAACAUCGUCAACAACGACUACAACAACAUCUACCACAGGAAAUAAAUUGUCAGAUAGCUUGUCUCUUCCGGUAAUUGACUCCAGCUUUUCGCUGAAUGGCGGCAUGUCAGGCUCAAAAUCUUCAACAACGACUACAACAACCACCACCAAGGGAAGCAAUUCAUCAGGCACCUCCUCGUUACCUCCCGUGGAUGCCAGCACUUCACUUAAUGGCGGAAAGUCAAGCUCAACAUCGUCAACAACGACUACAACAACAUCUACCACAGGAAGUAAAUUGUCAGAUAGCUUGUCUCUUCCGGUAGUUGACGCCAGCUUUUCACUUAAUGGCGGAAAGUCAAGCUCAACAUCGUCAACAACGACUACAACAACAUCUACCACAGGAAGUAAAUUGUCAGAUAGCUUGUCUCUUCCGGUAGUUGACGCCAGCUUUUCACUUAAUGGCGGAAAGUCAAGCUCAACAUCGUCAACAACGACUACAACAACAUCUACCACAGGAAAUAAAAUGUCAGAUAGCUUAACUUUACCUGCUGUUGACGCCAGCAUAUCGCAUAAUGGCGGAAAGUACAGCUCAACAUCGACUAAAACGACAAAAACUUCUACCUCAAACAACUCCAAAGUUCCUGAGACAAAUGGAAAGUCUAGUUCUACUUCAAGCAAAUCUACAACUACAACCAUAACGUCAUCGGUUCCAAAAACUCAGACUAAGUACACUUGGUCUAGCUCGUCGCAGAAAACAUCUAAUCCUAACCGAUUAACCCUGCCAACCCUUGAUGCCGGUAUCUCUGUUGGUGGAGGAGUUGGAGGAGAUUCAUCGAGUUCCUGGUCAAAGCUGAUUAAAAGAAGCACCACAGAUGGUGAGACCAACGACAGUGAUGGCUCAUCUGUUUCUGGUUCCAUUGUUGGUGGAAUCGGAUCUCGAGGCGGACAGUCCUGGUCCCAGCGCUCAGGAUUCUCAAGUGACAGUUCUGGUGUCCAGGGAUCUCCAGACAUUCGUUUCCGUUUAGCUCGAGGCCAGACUGCUCGAGAUGGUCAGUUCCAGAAGUCUAACUCCUGGACCAGGAGCUCCACACAAGACCACUUAAGCUCGAAUAAUGAAGCGGAUUCCGUAGAUGGGCAACAGUCGGAGAGUUCCAGUGACGCAACUACGAUUCAAGGGGGUGCCGUCGGCGCAACCGGGCAGUAUCCCUAUUGGUGGGGCAACGGACGUUGGAUGGGCGUUGGAGCCAGGCCGAGCUGGCGGUAUGGAUGGCCAUAUGGAGGUGGAUGGGGCGGUUGGAGCAAUCAAUAUUAAAGUUUUCCCUCUAUGGAUAAAGCCAGAGUUAAAUGGCUAGGACUUUAAUUAAUACGAUUGUAAAAU
Molecule: messenger RNA, 10404 nt
Organism: Drosophila gunungcola (fruit fly)
Lineage: Eukaryota; Metazoa; Arthropoda; Insecta; Diptera; Drosophilidae
Product: serine-rich adhesin for platelets
Exons: 1
Coding region: 61-10338 (3425 amino acids)
Source: RefSeq, a predicted model, not a curated record